CCAUAUUCAAUGCGAUUCAGCCUUUUGAAAACUUAAAAUAUUAUUGAUGCUAUCAAUGAUAUCACUUCAUAGCGAUAUUGACACCACAACAGAAUCAUGUCUGAAUUCUGAUAUUUGUUAUAGUUACAUGUCACAAUAUAUAGUCCACAUUUUGCUACCAAAAAAAGAUUAACAAAAACCCAUAAGUUUACCAAAGAGAGAAGACUCAAGAAAUAAAAUACAAAGUGGCAAAAAAAAAAAAAAAGUGAAGCAAAAUGGAGAAGAUAGAGCACAAAAUGGUAGCUGUAAAUGGCAUAAAUAUGCAUGUAGCAGAAUUAGGCCAAGGUCCAACAGUCCUCUUCAUACAUGGUUUCGCUGAACUCUGGUACUCAUGGCGCCACCAAAUGGUCUACUUAGCCGAACGUGGCUACCGUGCCGUGGCACCAGACUUGAGGGGUUAUGGUGAUACUACAGGUGCACCUGUUAAUGACAUUUCAAAGUUCAGUCUCUUUCACCUCGUGGGUGAUCUUAUCACCGCACUGCUUGAAGCCAUAGAUCCAAAUGAAGAUAACGUGUUUGUUGUUGCUCAUGACUGGGGUGCCAUAAUUGCUUGGCAUUUAUGCCUUUUUAGGCCAGACAAAGUUAAGGCGUUGGUGAAUUUGAGUGUCCAUUUUUCACCAAGGAACCCACACAUGAAUUGGGUGGAGUGGUUUAAGGCUUUAUAUGGGGAAGAUCAUUAUAUUCUGAGAUUUCAGGUACCGGGCGAAAUUGAAGCUGAGUUUUCUCCAUAUGGUGUUAAGGCUGUUCAUAAGAAAUUUUUGACAUUCCGUGGUCCUGGACCAUUUUAUUUUCCUAAAGGCAAAGGUAUAGACGCUGUCCCUGAUGCUCCCGCUGCACUUUCAUCUUGGUUGUCUGAGGAAGGCUUGGAUUACUUUGCCAGCAAGUUUGAGAAGACUGGUUUCACUGGUCCAGUCAACUAUUACCGAGCUCUUCCCUUGUAAGCGUUCCUCGCUUUCUGUGAUAUUGAAACUUUGGCUAAAUAGACUAUAAAAAAAAUACCUUAGUU
This is a messenger RNA of Capsicum annuum, 1045 nucleotides long. RefSeq names its product epoxide hydrolase A. Gene Ontology annotation, molecular function: hydrolase activity. NCBI's taxonomy places the organism in Eukaryota, Viridiplantae, Streptophyta, Magnoliopsida, Solanales, Solanaceae. The transcript has 3 exons. The record is from RefSeq and is a predicted model, not a curated record. Bases 255 to 980 code for a protein of 241 amino acids.